AUGGACACAAUCGUGAACCUCUCCACCAAGGAGUGUUCAUGCGGUGAGUUCCACUCUGAUCUACUCCCUUACAGGCAUGCCAUGGCGGCAAUAAGUAAGUGCAAACGUGCAGCCACUGAAUUUUGCUUGGACUAUUACAAGACUCGGUCUUGGGUGGAGGGAUAUGCAUUUCCCAUUCACCCGGUUGGGCAUCCCAGUGAGUGGGACAUCCCCGAUGACGUUCAACAAAAUGUCGUUUGGCCACCAAGUUGGCGAGGUCAAACAGGAAGACCUAAGAGGAAAAGGAUUCCAUUAGUUGGGGAAGGCAGCGGACAACAUAGAUGUUCACAAUGCAAGAGCUAUGGUCAUAAUAGACAAAAUUUUCGAACUUCGUUUGCAUCUCUAUCGACAAACCGGGAAACAUCAUCUGCUCAGCCGAUAGCUCUACGACGUUGA
Theobroma cacao (cacao) is the source of this 435-nucleotide messenger RNA. The record is from RefSeq and is a predicted model, not a curated record. Lineage: Eukaryota; Viridiplantae; Streptophyta; Magnoliopsida; Malvales; Malvaceae.